Molecule: messenger RNA, 436 nt
Organism: Onychomys torridus (southern grasshopper mouse)
Lineage: Eukaryota; Metazoa; Chordata; Mammalia; Rodentia; Cricetidae
Gene: Rbp7
Product: retinol binding protein 7
Exons: 4
Coding region: 1-405 (134 amino acids)
Biological process (GO): fatty acid transport
Cellular component (GO): nucleus; cytosol
Molecular function (GO): fatty acid binding
Source: RefSeq, a predicted model, not a curated record
AUGCCAGCAGACCUCAGUGGCACCUGGAACCUUCUCAGCAGCGACAACUUCGAGGGCUACAUGCUGGCCCUGGGUAUUGACUUUGCAACUCGUAAGAUUGCCAAGUUGCUGAAGCCACAGAAGGUGAUUGAACAAAAUGGGGAUUCCUUUACCAUCCACACGUACAGCAGCCUAAGAAACUAUCUCGUUAAACUCAAAGUUGGAGAAGAAUUUGAGGAAGAUAACAAAGGUCUGGAUAACAGAAGAUGCACGAGCUUGGUUACCUGGGAGAAUGACAGACUCACUUGUGUACAGAAAGGGGAGAAGAAGAACAGAGGUUGGAGCCACUGGAUGGAAGGGGGCCAGCUCCACCUGGAAAUGUUCUGUGAAGGCCAGGUAUGCAAACAAACAUUCCAGAGAGCCUGACUGGAUCCCGCGGCAGAGCCCUCUAGAGGCU